GAGGUGUCCCUUCUCAUGGCUGUGCACCUGAAUGCACCUCGCCCUGACGUCACCCGUCAUGCAACAGGGCGAUCGUCGAGCUCGUACUGUUGUUCGACGGUUUCAGGCAAAAUGUCCGGCGUGCCCGAGGAGGAAGUUGUGGCCAAGUUCCUGGACGCCUCAUCUCGCGGCGACCAAGCUCAGGUGACGUCCCUGCUGUCCGCCGUCCCGUCUCUGCUGGAGCGGACCGGCCCGAGAGGAUGGACGGCGCUCAUGCUCGCCGCCAGGAGCGGACACGCAGGCGUGGUCCAAACGUUGCUCCGACACGGGAGCGACAAGAGUCGAGUGAACAGCAGCGGUCAGAGUGCGUCCGACGUGGCCGCCUUCUGGGGUCACGAGCACGUCUCCGCCUUCCUGGGUGACCGAGAUGGCGCCGGGGUGGAAAACUACUUUGGGAGCGAGCCGCUGGACCGCCUGAGCGCCAAGCGGAGCGACGCUGCGUGGCUGGAGGCCAAGAAGAAAGAUCCCGCCUCCGUCUUCUUGCUCUUCUCAGAUCUCAGCCCCAUGCUGCAUCGGGACCAGCAGGGCGUGCAGCAUUUGUGUCGGCUGGGCUACGAGGCCGUCAAAGAUCUCCUCGAAAAGCCCGAGCCCGUGCUGGUCUUCUUGGGUGUGGAGAAGAGGAGGAGGAGCGCAACGGCAACGGAAAAUCCAUCCGAGGAGCUCCCGGCCUGGUUCGCCAUCAGCAGCAACGAGGACGAGGCCGCGCUGCUCGGCCGCUGUCCGUACGGGGAGCAGAAGUGCUCCUUCGCCUCGACGCCGCACCGGGACCUGCUUCACCUCACCCACGAGGACGCCGGCGUGCUGGCUCCAGCCCGCGCCCUGCUGGCAUGGCACCAACGCUACGCUUUCUGCUCCACGUGCGGCAGCGCCACCGUCUCCGAGGAAGGAGGACACAAGAGGAGCUGCCGGAAGCAACAGUGCCCCAGCAACAAGGGGGUACACAACACGUGCUACCCACGUACUGACCCCGUGGUCAUCAUGCUGGUGGUCCACCCCGACGGUAACCAGUGUCUCCUGGGCCGGAAGAGCGUCUUCCCCGCCGGAAUGUUCUCCUGCCUGGCCGGUUUCAUCGAACCCGGUGAGACGCUGGAAGCGGCGGCGCGGCGCGAGGUCUGCGAGGAGAGCGGCGUGCUGGUGGGCGCCGUCCGCUACGUUUCCUGUCAGCCCUGGCCCAUGCCCUCGCAGCUCAUGAUUGGCUGCCUGUGCAUCGCCGUGGCAACCGACAUCGUAGUGGACCGCAGCGAAAUCGAGGAGGCCAGAUGGUUUCCGCGGCAACAGGUGAUGGAGGCGCUGCUUGGCGCAGGAUCCCGCCCGGGUCCCGUCCAAUCAGGUCUGGUCCUCCCGCCCAAGCAGACCAUCGCGCACCAGCUCCUGCGUCACUGGAUCAGCACUGCUGCCAACUUAUAAACUUUGACCACAAAUACUCCAGAACCACUUGACAUGGGAAGAACCAUGUCACCAACAGAAAACCUUUCUCCUGUCAAACCCCCCUGAUUUACCUCCAAAUAAAAGUGCACAACCACGGUCGUUGAGCCCACAUCAUUUUUCACUCACUCGUUCCGGCCUUUGCCUUUCCAAUUUCUCAGCUCUACGACAGCGUCAACGCGACUUCCGCGUAAGGGUCAGGAAGUAGACGAGCACAAUGCAAUCGACAUCUUAGCAGACAGGAAGUUGUUCCACCGGUUAAGAUGACAACAUCAAAGAUUGCUCAGAAAACAAACAGAAGAAUAAGUGCAGAUUCCGUCGCGGGACCAAGCACGACCGCAGAGCGCUCCCAUCAAACCACAAGGAAGGAGUUCCACAGGGAGAUGCCCCAUUCAACUGCAGUCACUUGAAAAUAGUUCCUUGCAUCCAAGAUGGCACUCAAAUCUUUGUACACUCUUUGACUUGAGCACAAAAGCUGCAAAAUAGCAAAGUUUCACACACACACAAAAAUCUGUGAAUCCACAAGUCGAGGGAAACGCUGUCGUUCUGACCCCAGUAAGUAAAAUAAAAGCACCA
Hippocampus comes (tiger tail seahorse) is the source of this 2040-nucleotide messenger RNA. RefSeq names its product nudix (nucleoside diphosphate linked moiety X)-type motif 12 (gene nudt12). Gene Ontology annotation, molecular function: protein binding; NADH pyrophosphatase activity; metal ion binding. Lineage: Eukaryota; Metazoa; Chordata; Actinopteri; Syngnathiformes; Syngnathidae. Gene Ontology annotation, cellular component: cytosol; peroxisome. The record is from RefSeq and is a predicted model, not a curated record. The transcript has 8 exons. Gene Ontology annotation, biological process: NAD+ catabolic process; NADP+ catabolic process. The coding region runs from base 16 to 1446 and encodes 476 amino acids.